CUUGAUCUUGACCAACACGUUUGGAUCCAAGGGGGGAAAAAAACUCUUAAACUAAACACAGAUUUUAAAUUAUAAGCGAGAGGGUUUCAUCUCCAAUCUCUUCUGCCAAGCCUGGAUAUCUGAACCCGGCACACUUUUCUGGGAUUUCUUUUUCCUUUUUUUUUUUUUUUUUUUUUACAAUAUUUAUUUUGAUUUUUUUCCCACUCUUGGGAUUUAAACUGCGCCCAGUCGGUGUGGUCGCCCCCUCCUUCCCAGAGAGGGUGUAAAGUAAAAGCUGGUCCGGAGAUGCGGUCCCUUCUCCCGCUUACUGUGUAUUGCAUCAGCCUGGUUUCCCUCCAGCAGCUGCUGGCUCUGCCGGCUGAGGAGCGUCCCGGCAGGAGCAGGCUGGACCUCCUCAACAAGCUCAUCGACCAGAGAGAAGAUACAGCCUUGGCUUCAGGAGGCCAGACUAACAUUGCUGUCCCCUCCUCAGCCCCCAGCCAAUCCCCAAAAUGGCUGCCCGGUUUCCUCAGACACCCACCGGCCUCAGGAGUGAGAACAGCUUCUCCCAGCCUAGCGUGGGCACGGCCCACUGAGGCUUCGCAGAUUGAGCGGAGUGCGCUGAGAGCUCGUCGCCAUGCCCACUCAGGAUCGCGAGGGGGUCACCACUACCCCCAUCAUGCCCAGCUGAUGAGAGUAGGUUGCGUCCUGGGAACCUGCCAAGUGCAGAACCUCAGCCACCGGCUCUAUCAGCUCAUUGGCCAGAGCGGCAGAGAAGAUUCAUCCCCCAUCAACCCUAGGAGCCCCCAUAGUUACGGAUGAGUUAGUUGACUCCUCCAAACACCCCCAGCAAGUCUAUCUAUAUCUCCAGUUAUUUAUCUUUAACGUAUUACUGAUAGUCAUUGCAUUAGAUUUUGAUGUAGUCCAUAACUUUUGUUUAUCUAUCUCAUAAUGACAAUUAUACUCUGUUGUGCCUCUCUACUUUUUGUGCUGAUAAACGAAUUUGAGGAAAAGAAUUCAAAUUCAAGAUCAUGACCCCCCUUGAGUUCUCUCACCACCCUGAGAACACUUGCCUUUUGAAGGAUGGUCAGCUCUCCUCAACAUCUUUCCUGAACACUCAAAAGAAGCCAAGAAGCCUCUGUUUGACGUCUUAAUCCUGUUAAUGUAAGAAUGACGGCUUGUCUUCAACACCAUCCAAUGGCCCGGUCCUGUCUGCCAACUGACCUGCCCAGCAGUGGUUAUCCCUCGGCUCAUUGAUCAAACACUUAAGCCCCUAAUGUGGAUUUCAACUUGCACUCAGUGCUGGAGCCCUGUCAAAACCAAUGUAUCCCCAAAGACCUUGUGAAAUGACCCAAUGAACCCUUUUACCUCUUUUUUUGCCCCUUUUUUUAUCCUUCACUACACCCCUGUUUUUGGAACUCCCAGAUCAUUUUACAACUGCAUAGACAAUGUCAAUAUGAACACUGACAUCCCUGGAAGAGUUCACAAGUUUUCAGUUGAUACUAGGAAUUUAUUCCACGUUGGUCCAAGAAUGUCACACAGCAGGACUUAAUGUUUCAGGACCACAGUUUACAUUUGAAACUCGCCACGGUACUUGAGUUACAGAGUUUAAAAGCAGUCUGAGUCAGGAUUUAACCACAUAAACUGUGCUGAAAAAAGAAGAGGGUCAUCACCCAGUGCCUUGAAAGGAAUCUACACAGAAACUGAGUUCACAAAGGAUCAGUUUCAAUGUUGCAUUAUAGUGGCUGGUUGGCUGACACAGUAGGUGGCAAAGUGAACCUUGGAGCCAUGGAUCAGUGCUCCGUCACACUGCUGCAGGCAUUUUCCUCCCCGGAGGCCUAGUAUGAAAUAUUAGCCCUUUCACGUGAUUCAUAAGUUCUCCCUGCAAGUCAGGACUUUGGGUUGACAGCACUUUAAUAAACCUGACCUAAUCACUUCAGUCAUAUGUACCACCACAACAGGGGAUGGGGGGCCCUGAGCCUCCCAUGGUCUUCACACUCAACACAAAUACAUAAAUAUAAAGAGCAAGGCAUAUGGCACACAUGCAACCUUGAAGUUUGCAGAUAUUGAAGGGGCCAGUUCAACAAAAUUACAAUAAAACGUAUUUCCCAUAUUUUCACAGAUUUUUGCAGAUUUUACGAGUAAGCUGAUAUCUUAUUUUGGUCAGAGAUGUUGCUGUUGACUUAAAAAAUAAUUAAAUGCUGUGAGCACCAUGGAAAUUCCAGUCACUUCCAUGUUCUCCAAUAUGUUGGAGUGGAGGCAGAAAUCUAAAAGACAGAAAUUCCAAUACUGGUUUUAUUUUAUUGCCUUGGGCAAAUAAAACCAAAAGUAAGUUUGCAUAGCAAGAUAGACUCAGGGCACCUAAGAAAUGUUUUUUGUAAUUUGGGUGAACUGACUGUACUUCGUAUCCAAAAAGAAAAAAGCUAGGGGCCAAUCAAGGGAUUUUGGAGAACCUGUUUUCAAAAAGAGAAACACUCUUAAGGGUGUCUCAUAGUGUUGCCUUUGCAUGUCAUGGAUUACAGUGAAAAAAAAAGUCAACUGUUCCUUAGAUUUUCUAUAGGCAAUACUUGACAACAUCUUGUACUAUACACGAAAUUCUGUUGGCAGCAACGGGCACCCCUGUAGUUCACAUGUAGUAUGUUAAAUGGGUUUAAAUUAGUCUUGAGGCCAAAAGCACUACUGUUACAUUGCGGGUUUCCAAUGAGAGACCACAGGGACCAAAAUUAUAGGUGUAUGAGUGCCCAAUUUCAAAUAUGUACACAAAAAAUAGAGUAGCAUCAAAAAUACAUGCCCUGACAUUUCCCUUUCUCUAUUUAUGUCCGUCUCUGAAAUGGUGGGUGGAUGAUGGACUGAGAAUAACUGAGGUCAGGCUUUCCUCAUCAAGCAUGCUAAAAUCUCUCCAAACAAUGCAACCAUAUCUAUAAAACCCACAUUUCUGCAGAGAAACAUAAUUACAAUAUAUACUAUUUACAUAGUUGUAAACAUCUAUUCCAAGCCUUUACUAUAUUGUAGCCUGAUCUUAACAUGCAGAGGGUUUCAUUGUAGGAAUACAGGCCAAACUGUCGGCCCACUUUCUGAUUUCAUUUAGAUUUAAUUAAUUAUUUUUUCAAUCACAGGAGUAUCUAUUUUAGGCUUUGUUGCUCUGUAUAUCAGUUCACAAACAUAAAAAUUUGGUAUUCCUAAAAUAGAGCAUUAGUCGAAACUCACCAAAUACCUGGCAAUACUUGACAAAUCGAAUUAUUUUACAGUAUGUGAUCUACAUCAUAUAAUAAUGUGUUCUUUUAUAUCUUAAUCUGUGUAUCUCUGAUUUUUUCUUUGUAUCUUUUGCUUAAUUCUUUUUCUUUUUUAUAUUUAGUCUCUCUGCCUCAUCCUGUCUCUCACCCAGAGGUCACAGGGUAAUAAUCGGUGGUUCCUUAGUCUUAAGUCUAAUCUGUUCAAAGGCUUGCUGAGGUGAAACAUGCCAUUCUCUCUGCUGUAAUGGAGCUAAUCAAUGUCUCGUGACGGAUCAUUAAAAGGCUUUUCAAACGCUGAAAACCCUGGUGGAUCUCUCUACUUUUUAAAAUGUACUAUUUCUAUUUGAGCUGCUUUAUCAGGACACUUAUCUCCUGUGUUUGAUGUGUGCUCUGGUCCAUUGUACUUCAAGUCUUUUUGCGCAGUAUGUUUUUGUGACGUCUGAGGUUGCGUCACAUCAAGUUGUGUGAGUAAACUGUGCUCGACCGCUAAUACCUCCCCAUAUGUGUCAAGAGAAACAUCUAGAGCUCUCAUUGCUCUCUAUUGCAAAGACACACAGGAAUGAGUGCAGAGUUAGCGUGUGAAAUGUUUCUGUUAGCUUUGUAAGAUACAGUAGAUCCUGGUAGAUCUCAGUAGGUUGUGUUUUUGCUGAUCACAUGAUCUCCUUUAGGGUCACAGGAAAGCACUUUAAUGCAAACACGUGUGUUGAUAGUUCCUCACAACUUGAAUUUCACUCGUUGUAAUGAAAUUGUGAAGGUUGGAUGAGGUUCUUCUUGUAAAUGUUGUAUUUUAGAUUGUCUGCGAAUGUGUUUGAAGAUGUCAGUGCACUCCAUGUGGCGUCAGGAUGACUGUGAACGUCGUAUGCAUCUGUGAAUAUAUAUAUAUAUAUAUUCCGCCAAACUAUUUAAAGAAAAUUAUGUAUUUAAGUUAUCUCUGUAUGUUAAUAUCUGUAUGUCACCAAAGACUAUUUAUCUCAUCUUUUCCACUGUUCCUUAAACAUGAUCAUAUGGCAGAAAAGGAAAACAGUCUGAACUGUAGUUAAAAUGUUACUGUUUGACAAUGUCCUUCACUCUGUAAA
Molecule: messenger RNA, 4288 nt
Organism: Thunnus maccoyii (southern bluefin tuna)
Lineage: Eukaryota; Metazoa; Chordata; Actinopteri; Scombriformes; Scombridae
Gene: adm2a
Product: adrenomedullin 2a
Exons: 3
Coding region: 286-801 (171 amino acids)
Biological process (GO): positive regulation of heart rate; adenylate cyclase-activating G protein-coupled receptor signaling pathway; regulation of systemic arterial blood pressure
Cellular component (GO): extracellular region
Molecular function (GO): hormone activity
Source: RefSeq, a predicted model, not a curated record